Paramecium sonneborni is the source of this 6288-nucleotide messenger RNA. The record is from the annotation of a GenBank genome assembly. Lineage: Eukaryota; Ciliophora; Oligohymenophorea; Peniculida; Parameciidae.
AUGGAAAUUGUAAAUUUUUCAUCUGAAAAAACUAUUUAAAAUUACUCAUCUAGUUUAAUUUUAGAAAUUUGGGGAUUAGAAAAGGAUUCUAGAGUUAGAUUUCUUCUUAAAGAUUAAGAAAUUAUUGAAAUACAGAAGAAAAUAUUUUCAAAAGAUCUUCAAUCUAUGAAUGAGAAUCUAAAAUAAAAUGUUUAGAAAAGAAUGAAAUUUAUAGAGGAAUUAGAAUUUUAAGUAAAAUAAACAGAAGAUGAAGAUAUUAGAAAUCAAAAAAUGCAAUAAAUUUAAUAAGAAUAUUAAGAGUUCUAAGAAUAUUUAGCAAAUUUACAUGAAAUGGAAUAAUAAUUGAAUAUCACUUUAUAUUUUCUUAUAGAUAUUAAAAAAGACAUAAGAGGACUGAAAUUUAAACUAGAAAGUUUAGAAUAAAAUCUUGAGAACAUAAAAAGAGAUGUUACUUAACUUAAAGGUAAAUCUUUUAGAGAAUUAUUUGAAGUAAGGAAAUAGAAUGUAUUAUAAAAUAAAAAGAAAUUAGAAUUGACUAAAGUAUUUGUGCCUAUUUAUUGUAAAACAAAAUAAGAUAAUUAGAUAAUUUUAUUGCUUGAUAAUGAAAAAAUGAAUAAAAAAGCUGCAAUUAAUUUAUUUCUGUUAAAGGAAUCUAUUCUUUAUCACAAUUCUUAAGUUGAUGUCUUAGUAAUUUAUGGAUAAACAGGUUCAGGAAAGUCCACAAUAGCAAGAAAAAUAGAAGAAUUUUUAUGGGAAUAAUAUGAUUCAUAAUAGAGUAAAUAUAUACCUAUUUUUAUAAAUUUACCAAAUAUUUAAGAUCCUAGAUAGGGUAUAAUUAAUUAGAUAUUAGAAUCUGAAUAAUAUUUAUUUGAUAAAAUUUAAGUCAGAUAAUUAGCUGAAGAAGUUGAUCAAAAUAAAUUAACAUUAGUUUUGAUAAUGGAUGGCUAUGAUGAGAUGAAAUCUUAAUAUUAACAUUUAAAUUUAUAUACCCUUAAUUAAAUUAGUACUUAAUGGAAACGAUCUAAAGUUAUUUUUACUACCAGAUACAGUGUAUAGUUUUAAUUUAAACAUUAAAUAUAAGAGGCAGAAAUUUGUUCUUUUACAAAUGACUAAUAAAAUUAAUAUAUUCAGUUAUAUGUUGUUUUGUAAUUUAAAUCAACGCUGCUCAAAUUUUAUCAGAAUUGUCUUCGAUAUAUUUAAAGAGUCUUUUGUCAUUAAGAAUUUUCAUAAUUAUGGAAUUAGAUAUAAGAACUUAUUAUAUUCAAUAAAAGAAAUAUAUUUACAGAAACUGAUUAAUUUCUUGACUCUAAUGAACUCUAUUAACUCAGUUUUUUUCUAAAUUAACUUUAUCCAAAUAAAAUUAAAGAAUAAACUUAUGCAGAUUUGAUUUAUCAUUUAAAUGAAGAAUGCUAACAAAUUUGGAGUGCAAAAAAGUACUCUGAUAUAAUUAAUUAAUUAAAUCUUAGAAACAUUUUAUAGAUGCCAUUUAUGCUAUAAAUAGUGCUGAAAGUACUACCAGAAAUUCCAAAUAUGUGUUCAGACUUGAAAUUAUUAAAAAACAUAUUUGUUUAAAAUUAUGUUAAAUUUAAAGAAAGAAAACAUUUGAUAAAAAAAUUUUCAAAAUCAAAAAAAGGGAUCAUUUAAGAAUUUAAUAAAUAAAUAGAGGUUAGAAAUGUUUAAAAUUAUUGGGAAAUUUUAUUAGAAAAAGAAGUUUUCAAAAAUUAUUCAUUUCUGAAUAAUAUUAAAUUAAAUAAUAAUCUACUGAUUAUUAAUAAUUACUCUUUUAAUUUUGGAGAAGAAUGUGAAAUAAUAAAAGAAGCAUUAAUUAAUUAAGAUUUUUCAACUUAUUAAUUUUAUACAUUUUUUGUAGAUUGGUAUCAUUAAGAAUAGAUUUAAAAGAUUUAAAAUAAUUAAAUAAAUAUUGAUAAAGAGAUUUUUAUAACUGAUUUAAAUAAUUUUUCUUAUUAGUUAGCUUUAGAAAUGACAGAGCAUGAUUUAACUGUUUUAAACUAUAGCAAAAAAGGACUUAUGAAUUUUGGAAUUGAUAAUGAAUUUCCAGAAUCAUGGGCAGAUAAAUACUUUUGUUAAAAAGAUAUUGAAAAUGAGUAUUUGUGCCUUUUAAGAAAAUGUUCUCUUUUAAAUUAGAAAGGAAAUUAAUAUUCAUUUUUGCAUAAAUCUAUCUAAGAAUUUUAUGUAUCUAAAAAGAUAGUUGAUUUUAUUGAUCUAUUAGAAAAUUUUAAUUUAGAAUAACUAAACUCUUAAGUUACAAAUUAUUAAAUUUAAGAUGAGAAAAUUUUAAAAAAUGAUCCAAAUAUAAAAAAGUUUAUUAAUAUUAUUUAAACUAACAAGUUUAGCUAACUAAAUCUAUCACAAUAAUCUUUUCGAGGUAUGAUUCCUUUUUUAAAAGCAUAAAAAGCUAGAAUUAAGUAAUUUAAGUUAGCUUUGUUGGUGAUUAUUAAAUUAUCAAAGUUAUUUGAUAAUUUUGAAUAAGCAGCAGGAAAUUCUUUAUUAAUCUUAAAUUAGAUUGGAAUAUUAUUUAAUUAAGAGAAUUUUUCUUAUAUAAGAGUAAAAAAUACUGAUUUAAGUGGAGCAUCUUUUUAUAAGACAAAUUUAUUAAAUUCAAAAAUGGAAUAAAUAGUUAUUUCUUAAUGCAAUUUUAACAAAGCUUUAUUAAAGAAUUGUGAAUGGAAAUAAGUUUAUUGUAAUGAACUUACAUCAUUAUACGGACACAAAAGAGCAGUUAAUUCUAUUGCAUUUUCCCCUAAUGGUUAAAUUUUAGGAUCAGCAAGUGAUGAUAAAUCAAUAAUAAUUUGGAAUACAAAUAAUUGGAAAGAAAAGUUAAGAUUAUUGGGACAUAAAGAUAAAAUAAAACAAUUGAUGUUUUCUCCAAUAGAAGAACUAUUAGUUUCAUGUAGUAGGGAUAAAUCUGUAAUAAUAUGGAACAUUUAAAAUAAUAAGUAAGUUUAUAAGUUUAAAGGUCAUAAGAAAAGUGUUAAUUGGGUAGUUUUUUCUCCAAAUGGAUAAUUUAUAGCAUCAGCAAGUACAAGAGAAUUUAUAUUAUUAUGGAAUCGAAGAAAUGGAAAUAUUUUAGUAACUAUUGAUCAAUAUUAAAAAUGCAAAACAUCAAUAAUAUUUUCUUUAGAUGGGUCUUUGUUAAUCUUUGGUAAUAAUGAAAAUUCGAUAAAAAUUUGGAAUAUAGAAACUGGAUAAGAAUAAUCUUAAUUGAAAGGUCAUGAUGGAAAGAUUACUUCACUUUCUAUAGCUUUAUAUAGAGAUAAGGAAAUAAUUGCUUCUGCAAGUCUAGAUUCUACAAUUAGGCUAUGGGAUAUGAAAAUUGGAACUGAAAUAACAUGUUUUAAAUCUUAAAGUCUGAUAAAAUUUAUAACUUUUUCUUCAGAUGGAUAAAUCUUAGCAUAUAUAAAUGAAAAUCAUUCAAUAAAUUUAUUGAAUGUUUCGACAAAGGAAAUAAUAGAAAAAUUAGUAGGGCAUUCAAAUGUUUUAAAUUCUCUAUCAUUUUCUCCAAAUGGUUAAAUAUUAGCAUCUUCCAGUAGUGAUGGAUCAAUUGUUUUAUGGAAUUUAUAAGAAAUAAAACAAUUUUAAAAUAGAUAAGGACAUUUAAAAAGUAUAAAAAGUAUAGCUUUUUCUCCAGAUGGAUGUAUUGUUGCAUCUUCAAGUGAAGAUAGAUAUAUUUUAUUAUGGGAUAUUAAAACAGGAUCUUAAAUUUAUAAAUUGCAAACACAUUAAAAGGUUGUCAAUUGUUUAGUAUUUUCUCCUGAUGGUGAGAUUUUAGCAUCAGGAAGUAAGGAUAAAUCAAUUGUUAUUUGGAAUGUAAAAAUUUGGAAGGAAAUUUAAAUUUUUAAAGGACAUAAUGAUUAAGUUUUGUCUUUAGCAUUUAGUAACAAUGGUAUUUUAUUAGCAUCUGGAAGUUCUGAUAAAACCAUUAAAAUAUGGAAUAGAAAAGGUGAAGAAAUAUGUAUUUUAGAAGGGCACAAUGAUGAAGUAACUUCACUAUGUUUUUCUAUUGAUGAUAUUCUGUUAUUAUCUUGUAGUUUUGAUAAAAAUAUAAUAUUUUGGGAUAUAAAUACUGGAUAACAAAUUUAGAAUAUUUAUAUGCACAAUAAAAAUAUUAAAUCAUUAACUAUAUCUCCAGAUGGACUAUUAUUAGCAUCUGCUGGCAUUGAUAAAUAGAUUUGCAUAUGGAAUAUCCAAACUGGAAUUUAAAUUUAACUAUUUGAAAAACAUCAUGAACUAAUAAAUUAAAUUGCAUUUUCGCCAGAUGGGAAAACUCUAGCAUCUUGUAGUUUGGAUAAACAAAUAAUCUUAUGGGAUAUUACUACAGGUUGCAUAAUUGAAACUCUUAAAGAGAAUAGUAAUAGUGUAACAACUUUAGCUUUUUCUCCAGAUGGAGAGAUUUUAGUAUCUGGAACUAGUGAUUCAUAGAUUAGAUUUUGGGACAUUAAAUUAAUUAAUAAAGUAACAAAUAUUGAAAGUCUCAUUGAUAAAAACAACUGUAAAUUAUAAAUAAAUUCAUUGGCAUUUUCUCCUGAUGGUUUAAUUUUAGCUUCUGGUGAUUCUAAUAAAUAAAUUAGCAUAUGGGAUAUUUAGACAGGAAAACUAAUUUUUUAAAGAGAAAAACAUUAUAAUUAUAUUACUUCUGUUUGCUUUUCUCCUGUAGAUAAUAUUUUAGCAUCUGCAAGUUAUGAUUAGAGUAUUAAAUUUUGGGAUUAUAAAAAAGGAGAAUUAAUAAAAACUAUUAAUUCUAAAAUUGGUACCAUAUAUUAUAUUACAUUUGCUCCUGAUGGAAAAAGUAUUGCGGCUCUUACUAAAUUUUAGGUUAUAAUAUGGGAUAUAAACCAAUCUAAAUAAAUUAUAAAAUACAAACUUGAAAGUAAAAAGGCACUUAUUUCCUUCUCACCUAAUGGAUAAUAAUUAGCUAUUGCAUAGAAAAAGAUUUAAAUAAUAAUAUUAGAUAUAAAUAAAUAAAAUUGUGAUAUCCAUCUAGUUGGACAUAAUAGGUCAAUUACAUCAAUAUAGUUUUCAAAAAAUUAAAAUCUUUUGAUUUCUGGAAGUAAGGAUAAACGACUUUUUUUAUGGAAUUUAAAUUCAAAAAAUAAAACUCUAUUUUUAGGUCACAAAUAAAAAAUUGCUUGUGUGUAAUUUUCUCAUGAUGAUUCAAUUAUAACAUCUGUUAGCUAUAAUAGUGAAAUCAUUUUUUGGGAAACAGCAACAGCAUUAAUACUUAAAAUAGUUUAAGGAUAUAUUAAUUUUGGAAAUACAAUUGCAAUUUCACCAAAUGGAUAAAUUUUAGCUUCAGCUGAUAUAGGUUAACAUAUUAACUUAUGGGAUUUAAAUUCGGAAUAGAAAAUACUUGAAUUUUAAAAAAUACAAUCUAAUGCACUUUUAGCUGUAACUUUUGAUAAGAAUUAUUAAUUUUUAGCAUUUGCUUGUAAAGAUUAUUCAAUCAGUAUAUGGAACCUUAAAAAUAAUUAAGAAAUUUAACAACUUAAAAACAUUAAUGAAUUGGUGUUGUCUAUUAUGCUAUCAUAAAAUGGAAUGCUUUUGGCAAUUUCUUGUAUAAAACAAUUAAAAAUUUAUUAAAUUGAUAAGGGAUUAAAAAUAUUUGAAAUUGAAAUAUAAAAUGAACUGGUAAAUUAAAUUCUAUUUUCACCCAAUGAAUAAAAAUUAAUUAUAAUAAACAACAACAACUCUAUAUAAUAUUGGGAUCUUUUUGAGAAAUAUUUAAUUUUUUAAAUAGAAUCAUUUAAUUCUAUGAUAAAAUCUAUAGAAUUUUCUUAAGAUGGAUUCAUUUUAGGAGUUCGUAAUAUUUAGAACACAAUAAGAUUUUGGAAUCUUUAGACUUGCUAAGAAAAUUUUACAUUCGAUGUUAAUAAUUGUCAAUUACUAACUUCUACUUUAUUUUCAGAUGAUGGAUCUCUAUUAGCUAUUCCUGAUAAUGAUAAUUACAUAAGAAUUCUAGAUUUAACGACCAAUUCAGUAAUUUAAACAAUUUAAAUGGAAAAUUUUAAUUGUCUCUAAUCUAUUUUUAAAUAGAAAUCAAAUCUAUAAAAAUCUUAAUAAUUACUUUAAAAAAAGGAUUAAACUGAUUAGUAUCAUCAUUACUAAAGGAUUUGUUAAUCAAGUUGUUAUAAAAUUAUUGGGAUUUCUUGUCCCAUGGCUGCAAAUUUUGCUGAUAUUACUAAUUCUUAAAUUUGGUCAAAAGAGGAAUAGAAUCUUAUUCCAUUAUUAUUAUAAAAAGGAUCAUUUCAGCAUAAUUUAAGUAUCAAAUGA